UAAACCAAUAGAAUUGUCGUUUGAAAUACACUUAUUUUGAUUGGACAAAGUUAUUAUAUGACGUUUACUGGGCUCGCUGCUACAUUGAUUAGGCACUCUUGACUCGUUGCUAUUUUCGCUUCAAGAGCUGUGAGAAGGGCGUUUGCUGCUGAUCAUGCCUGAGCCUGCGAAAUCCGCUCCUGCCCCUAAGAAGGGCUCCAAGAAGGCGGUGACCAAAGCCCAGAAGAAGGACGGCAAGAAGCGCAAGCGCAGCCGCAAGGAGAGUUAUUCCGUGUACGUGUACAAAGUGCUGAAGCAGGUCCACCCGGACACCGGCAUCUCUUCUAAGGCCAUGGGCAUCAUGAACUCGUUCGUCAACGACAUCUUUGAGCGCAUCGCAGGCGAGGCGUCUCGUCUGGCGCAUUACAACAAGCGCUCGACCAUCACGUCCAGGGAGAUCCAGACCGCUGUGCGCCUGCUGCUGCCUGGAGAGCUAGCCAAGCAUGCUGUGUCCGAAGGCACCAAGGCCGUUACCAAGUACACCAGCUCCAAGUGACCUGUAGGUCUGCGGAGCUAUCGGUCAGUCGUGCUGUUUCUCUUGCCUUGUUCUGGAGUUUGGAUUUGCCAAGAAAAGCAAAAGGAAAAAAAGCCUGAACCCAAUUUAAAGUAUUGUCCGCGUCAAUCCGAGUCCUACUUGGUAUCAAUGGCCAAUCUAGACGCUGCCACGGGCAAUUUGAAAAAAGUUCAUCGCUGUUUCCUAUUGUGACUUCUAAAUAGGAAAACUGGGUGUUGUGGAUUUGUGGAAGGAACCCUGUUUUAUCCAUUCCCUAUUUCUUUUCUCUCUUUUAUUUGAAACCAAGUCUUCACUCUGUUGCCGCAGACUAGAGUGCUGUGGCCUCAUCCUGACUCAUACCAACCUAAAACAUGGGGAUUAAACCCAUCCUCCUGCCUCAGCCUCCCGAGUGGUUGAGACUACAGGCGCAUGCCAUUAUGCCCGGCUAAUUUUUCUAUUUUUAGUAGAGAUCAGGUCUUGCUCUUGCUGAGGCUGGUAUAGAACUCCAGAGCUCCAAUAAUCCCACUUGGCCUCUUAGAGUGCUAGGUUUGCAGGCGUGAGCCACAGUGCCUGACCCAUUCCCUUGUUUCUCUUAAGUAGAAUUCCUUUUUAUAAACAUGAUUACUUCCUACCUUCCUGUUUGGGUGCCUCCUUUGUUUUUUUCUCUCUGUGUCACUUGCAUUUAUUAUUUAUUUGUUAACUAUAAGAAAUUUAGAAAAGAAUAAAUAUCAGAAAGUAGAGCAGAAGAAGGGCUGUUCCCCACUAUCCCUCAACACUCUCCCCUCUCCGGAAAUCAAAAUGAGUUUCUCCAUUUUAAGCCUUUAAAUGGCAUAUUUAACACUAUUUU
Messenger RNA from Nycticebus coucang (slow loris), 1379 nucleotides. RefSeq names its product histone H2B type 1-C/E/F/G/I. Gene Ontology annotation, cellular component: nucleosome. The transcript has 2 exons. The coding region runs from base 155 to 535 and encodes 126 amino acids. The record is from RefSeq and is a predicted model, not a curated record. Gene Ontology annotation, molecular function: structural constituent of chromatin; protein heterodimerization activity; DNA binding. Lineage: Eukaryota; Metazoa; Chordata; Mammalia; Primates; Lorisidae.